CAAGUAACAGUAAAUGUAUAGGUAUUUUCUACUUUUUUAUCGCUAAAAAUUUGCAAUAAUUGUUUUAAAUUUUUAAAAGAAAAACUAAUGGAGAUUAAAAAACAAAAUGAUAUUUAAACAAAUUGUAAUACUAUGUUUGGUUUUUAUGGUGGCCGUAUUAAAACCGGCUUCCGGCAAAAUAAAUGGCAAAACAAAUGUCAUCAUCGACGAUGUUAGUGAAUAUAAAGAUUUUAAAAAACUGUUGCGCACCAAAACAAAUGUAUUGGUGCUUUAUACCAGCAACACUAAACAGUCCUCAGAACAAAUACGUAUAUUUAAGGAGACCGCUGAGGCUAUCAAAGGUAGCGGCACCAUGGUGCUAAUGGACUGCACACAAACGGAUAAAAAGAAGUUGUGCAAAAAGCUAAAAGUUAAUCCAAAUCCUGUGGUUUUAAAACACUAUAAAGAUGGCGAUUUCCAUAAGGACUAUGAUCGCAAAAUGACUGCCUCGUCCAUGACUAAUUUUAUGCGAGAUCCGGCUGGAGAUUUACCUUGGGAAGAGGAUCCGAUUGGCAAAGAUGUGGUACACUUUACAGAUUAUGUUAGUUUCACCAAGCAUUUGAAAAAAGAUCUCAGGCCUAUGUUGAUUAUGUUCUAUGUGCCUUGGUGUGGUUUUUGCAAACGUUUGAAGCCAGAAUUUUCCAAGGCAGCCUCCGAACUGAAAAGUGAUGGCUACAUUAUGGCUGCCAUGGAUGUUGAGAGGCAUGCUAAUGCUUUGGCCAGGAGAACCUACAAUAUAACUGGUUUUCCCACCAUUAUCUACUUUGAAAAUGGCAAAAUGAAGCAGCUGUAUGAAAGUGACAGCAACAAAGAUGCCAUUAUGGCCUUCAUGAGAGAUCCUUAUUCGUUGCCAUUGAAAAAACCCAAAGAAACCGAUUGGUCUGCCGAUACAAAUUCCGAAAUUGUACAUUUGACCAAACAAAAUUUCGAACCUGCUUUAAAGGAUGAAAAAUCGGUAUUGGUAAUGUUCUAUGCCCCCUGGUGUGGUCACUGCAAACGCAUGAAACCCGAAUAUGAGAAAGCUGCUGAGGAAAUGAAACAAAAUCGGAUUUAUGGUGUUUUAGCAGCCCUUGAUGCCACUAAAGAACCUGGCAUAGCGGAAAAUUUUAAAGUCAGCGGCUAUCCCACCAUGAAAUAUUUUGUUAAUGGACAAUUUAAAUUUGAUGUCAAUGUUAGGGAUGCGGUAAAGAUAGUUGAAUUUAUGAAAGAUCCUAAAGAGCCACCACCGCCACCACCACCCGAGAAAUCCUGGGAAGAGGAAGAAGAUUCAGAGGUUUUGUUUCUAAAUGAUCAAAAUUUUGCCAGCACCUUGAAAAGGAAAAAACAUGCUUUAGUGAUGUUUUAUGCACCAUGGUGCGGCCAUUGUAAAAGUACCAAACCAGAAUUUAAUGCUGCCGCCAAAGCCUUAAAAGAUGAUCCACGCAUGAUUUUGGCAGCUGUAGAUUGUACUCGCGAUACAAAUGUUUGCUCACAACAAGAGAUUCGCGGCUAUCCCACCAUUAAAUACUUCUCAUACCUCAAAACGAAAGCGGGUUAUAAUGGUGGACGUAAACGUGAGGAUUUCAUUGCCUAUUUAAAUAAUGCCAACGAAGUUUCGAAAAAUGAACAACGUGAAGAAUUGUGAUUGUAGCGGAGGUAUAAAAAAAACUUUUACAAAUUUUCCCUGCUCACCCACCAAUUGUAAUUUUUUAGUUUGAAACUGUGAAUUUCUAUUUUUAUAUACUAAUUCCAUUAAGACUUUAUUAGCUAUGUAUUUUUGUAUCUCUUUUUUUCGAAAUAUCUUUUUUAUAUUAAUCUUAAUUAUAUUUUGAAUGUAAUUACAAUUAGAAUCUCCAACUCAAUACCAGAGUCUUCUUAUCUAAGUAUUGUUAAAGUAUUUUUUUCACAAAAUGUAUUCUGUUUUCAAAACAUUCCUAUUUUAAAAGAAAAAACAAUAUACUGUAUUAAAAAUAAAA
Molecule: messenger RNA, 1994 nt
Organism: Calliphora vicina (urban bluebottle blowfly)
Lineage: Eukaryota; Metazoa; Arthropoda; Insecta; Diptera; Calliphoridae
Product: protein disulfide-isomerase A5
Exons: 4
Coding region: 107-1663 (518 amino acids)
Biological process (GO): protein folding
Cellular component (GO): endoplasmic reticulum
Molecular function (GO): protein disulfide isomerase activity
Source: RefSeq, a predicted model, not a curated record